UGUCAUGAACAACAUGAUAUAAGGGAGACUAAGAAAAUACAAGUAUUUUUUUUAAAUGCUGGCUAAAACUUUUAGCUUCUCCGCUGAGUAUGUCUUUAUCCCCGAGGCGUCGAGUUAAAUAGUUAAGGCGAACAAACGCGUUUCAGCUGAAAACCUGCAGCACUGGAAGAAUCAGCAUGGCCGAGCAAAGGCUGCUGUUUAUAGACAUUGAACCGAAGUCAAACAGCUCCGCUCCUGCUGAAGGCAGAGCUGAGAAACCCCUCUGGACUCGUAGUGACAACACCUUCAGAUUCAACUUCCUCCCUGACAACUCUCCAGCUCUUCAGCAGAAAACAUCUCUAUCAGACAGGACUGAGCCACCACAGAGCCAGAUAUCCUUUACCGGAGGGGGCUCUGCUUUUGCCUUCAACUUCCAAAUCCCUGGUGUUUCAUCUGUAGAAGAUAUGGAGACGGCAGAGACCCCGGACACGUCUUCCCCGGGGAGCCAACGAUGCGUCCCAGAGGAAAAGCUGCAGGAGGUUAGCUCUCCACCUGAACUGUCAGCACAAGACAAAGCGAAGAAGAAGAAGAAGAAAUCAGGGAAGAAAAAAGCCUCAGAUACCACUGAGGCACAACAGAAGCCAGCUGAGGGGAGUCAAGGAGGUGAAGACACAGAACUGAGUGCAGAGGAGCAGCUGAACAGACAGCUGGACUGGUGCAUCGAGCAGCUGGAGCUGGGAAUGAGAUCUCAGAAGGGCACACCGAAACAGAAGGAGGAGGCCUCUCGUGCCCUGAAGACUCUCCGUAGCUCAAAAGCUCCCCUGGUCAAGAAGAGGCAGGUGAUGAGAGCCAUGACUGGAGACUACAGGAAAAAAAUGGAAGAAGAGAAGAACAAGCAGUUCAAACUCAUUCAGAGUGAAAUUUCAUCAGCUCAGGUCAAAGUUGUGUCAGACUCCCCAAAAGCGCCUGUUUUCCACCGGAGAGCCAAAGUCAAAACCCAGACCCCAGCCACAGAGGAGGACCCACAGCAAGCCGAAGCCCAGAAUUCAGACCUGACGCCACAGAGUCAGGAGGAGACAUCAGGUUUUGUCUUUACUCCAUCAAAGGAAGAGUUUCGCUUCAAUUUUAUCUGAUUUUUCACCCUGAAGACAAACUUUUCACCAUGGGUUCUGUUGGACUGUGCCUGGACAGCCUGGUCUGAGCUGGACAUUCUUUGUGAUAGAAACAAUGAAAAGCAGACAAAACAAGGCCACAAAGGAGAUAAUGUGAGGAAAACUAUUACAAACAAUUCUAAUAUUCAAAACCCUUAACUCACUGCAGCUUGUACCAUAUUUCCAAAUAAAUCAUUUUGUAUUUAUGUUUGCAUUAUUAUUAUUAUUUUUUUUAUAUAUAUAAUAAAUGAUGUUCAUAUCUUUCA
Messenger RNA from Lates calcarifer (barramundi perch), 1396 nucleotides. RefSeq names its product linkage group 23 C8orf33 homolog (gene lg23h8orf33). The record is from RefSeq and is a predicted model, not a curated record. NCBI's taxonomy places the organism in Eukaryota, Metazoa, Chordata, Actinopteri, Centropomidae. The transcript is spliced from 5 exons. The coding region runs from base 177 to 1112 and encodes 311 amino acids.